Syngnathoides biaculeatus (alligator pipefish) is the source of this 4906-nucleotide messenger RNA. Its product is annotated as frizzled-6-like. The coding region runs from base 355 to 2409 and encodes 684 amino acids. NCBI's taxonomy places the organism in Eukaryota, Metazoa, Chordata, Actinopteri, Syngnathiformes, Syngnathidae. The transcript has 8 exons. Gene Ontology annotation, cellular component: plasma membrane. The record is from RefSeq and is a predicted model, not a curated record. Gene Ontology annotation, biological process: non-canonical Wnt signaling pathway; canonical Wnt signaling pathway. Gene Ontology annotation, molecular function: Wnt-protein binding; Wnt receptor activity.
AAGGCAACAGAAGAAUGGACAAAGUAGGGGGUGUGCUGUUGAGUCUUUUCAGGAAACACGCUAUCGGAUUUCACUUCCAAUUUUCCCAAAAAUACAACCAUGGAGUCAGCUGCAACACAAACUCGGUUCAUAGCAGAUGUCACGUUGGAUACCUGUCACUUAAUGUAAAAAGCCAUGCAGCGGGCUAAUGGAGAAACUCCUACUGCCAUUGCCUCCGCUGAGAUGACCCCAAGAUAGGUGGAACAGUGAAAACCAGGGGAAUUCAAUAUUUGGGUUAAUCCUCAAAUUGAUCCUAAAAGAAAGUAGCUAUUCACAACGGAAAAACUAUCUUGAAAUCUCUGGUUUGACCUCAAAAUGAUGUUGUUGGUGUGGUUGGGUCUUCUUUGGCUGCAACGUUGCAGUGCUCACAGCCUCUUCACCUGUGAGCCAAUUGAGGUUCAUCGGUGUAUGGGGCUGUCCUACAACAUGACUUUUUUUCCCAACAUGAUGGAGAACUAUGAUCAGGAUGAUGCAGCCUCUAAAAUGGAGCCUUUCAUGCCCUUGGCAAGUCUUCAUUGUUCCCCAAAUGUCCACCUCUUCCUGUGCCAGGCCUUUUUCCCAGCAUGCACUGAGGAGAACACAGUGCUACAGCCUUGCCGAGAGGAGUGUGAAGCUGUUUUAUCUGAUUGUUCGGAGAACAUUCAGAUUUUUGGUAUCAUCUGGCCUCCUGAGCUACAGUGUGACAAACUUGACUCAUGUGACCUUCAAGAUGAUUCCAAGCUUACUGCAACCACACCAAUGAGCUCCACAUCUGCUAAGAGGAACUUGGGCUUUUGGUGCCCACUGCAAUUGAAAGCGAAACCUGGUCACGGUGCAUCAUUCCUGGGCGCUCUGGACUGUGCUCCACCUUGUUCCAAUAUGUAUUUCAAACCGCAUGACAUUGAAUUUGCCAAGAGAUUUAUUGGCAUAUGCUCCAUCAUCUGUUUGGGUGCCACUCUUUUUACCUUCCUUACUUUCCUCAUCGAUGUCAAACGCUUUCGCUACCCUGAGCGACCUAUCAUCUUCUAUGCAGUUUGCUACAGUUUUGUUUCACUCAUAUAUUUUAUUGGCUUUCUGCUGGGCAACAGUGCAGCCUGUACCAAGGCAGACCGUGCUACUACUGUGGACACAGUAGUGUUGGGCUCUCAGAGCAAAGGCUGCACCUUGCUUUUUAUGCUUCUCUACUUCUUCUCAAUCGCUGGAAUCAUUUGGUGGGUUAUACUCACUAUCACCUGGUUCCUGGCAGCUGGACCCAAAUGGAGCUGCGAAGCCAUAGAGAAGAAAGCGGUGUGGUUCCACUCUGUUGCCUGGGGAAUCCCCGGAGCGCUAACUGUCAUGCUGCUUAUUCUGAACAAGGUUGAAGGGGACAACAUUAGCGGAGUUUGCUUCGUGGGACUGUAUGAUCUGGAGGCCUUGCGGUACUUUGUUAUCGCUCCCCUGUGUGUGGGCGUCAUAGUCGGGCUCUUCCUAAUCCUCGCUGGCAUCAUUUCACUUAACCACGUGCGCCAGGUUAUCCAGCACGAUGAGCACAACCAGGAGAAACUCAAGAAGUUCAUGAUUCGUAUUGGUGUGUUCAGUUGCUUCUAUCUGGUCCCACUGGUCACCCUGUUAGGAUGCUACAUCUAUGAACAGAGUCGACGCAGCACGUGGGAGAACAUAUGGAUCAACGACUGGUGCCAAGAAUACAGCAUCCCUUGCUCAUACAGGACAACCCAGCAUGAGCAUCCUGAUCUCUCUCUGUUCCUGUUAAAGUAUUUGAUGACCCUCGUUGUUGGAAUAUCUGCAGUGUUCUGGGUUAGCAGUAAAAAGACAUGCUCUGAGUGGGCCUACUUUUUCAACAGGACCCGUGAAAAAGAUCCCAUCAGUGAGAGCCGCCGGGUGCUUCAGGAGUCCUGUGAGUUCUUCCUCAAGCAUAACAGCCGUGUCCAACACAAGAAGAAGCAGUACAAGUCAACCUCACACAAGCUCAAGGUCAUCUCAAAGUCUAUGGGGACAAGCACUGGCUGCACACCAACCAAUGCUUCCAUUGGUGCCAGCACCUCACCUCUGGGGAAUCAUGAGCUCCACACCCAGGGCUCUGUGAGGGAGCAGAUGGACAAGGGCAAUUCUAGCCGAAGCUCCAGGCUUGAAGACAGGGAGCAAGACCAAGAAGGAGGAGAGAGACACAGUAAAGAAUGUAGCUCUGCGAAAGUUAGCUGCCAGUCAGGGAGUUUACACAGCAGAGUACUGGAUGGAAGGAUGACACCAAAGAGUGAGCACUCAGAGGUCAAACCAGUUCCAAUCACACAGCAGCGUUCAGCUUUAAACUCAUCUCCCAGGGUUGAACGCUCCACCCUCCAACAGGAGCCAAAUGUGUCUAAGGAGAGAGAGGACACAAUAGACAACUGCUGAGAAACAGGUUGACAAACUACUGACGGCUCGGUCCGGGGUUCACUCGACCCUGAUUGUAUCAUUAUUUCAUGUCCACAGCCACAGUGUAAUAUAUUUUUAUCUGCAUUGACGGAAUUUGAGAGCUAUAAUCAUUUAGCCAAAUUUUUACCUUUACAACUCCAUACCAACUACUAUAUUAUUGUUCUGUCUCUCACUCUCGUGCAGUGCAGACAUUUUUGCUUACUCUGCUUACUUUGCCUCUGUGCAUUUUUUCUUGCUGAUAAGCUUGUUUUUCUUCUAAAAAAAAUUUGAAGCAGCGACUCCUGGAUGUUUUUGAACCUGUGGGAUUAUACUUUUUUUUGUAGAUAUAUUUAGUUGUCAUAUUCUAAUAUUGUCUCACAAUUAUGUGAGCCCGGCCUGCCAAUUAGCACAAGCCCGACAGUCAAAAUGCCUCCCUUUUCCACUGAGGACUGUCACAGACUGCUGCAGAGGAUGUUAAUCCUGGAAACAAAAAAUUACCAUCUUCAAGUGUAUGUGGUUGUAAAUGGACUGUCUGGGAAUGAAACCACUCUUCCAAUGUCUCAAAAUGGUGAGCAGAAGUGUGCUAACAUACAGCAACUUAGCUCAACAAAAAGAACAGAUGUGGACACUGUGGAAACAGUAUUGGAUCAUACAGCAGUUCUCCCUGGAAUUUUCGUGGGAGCGAAGCGCAAAGAUAGACAAACACCUAAAAGGGACCACAUAACACCAGCAGAUUACCAAGGAAUCUGGGUGGCCUGUAUAGUGGUCUGCUUCUACCCCAAGUGAGAAGUCGUGGAUGGUUACUCCAGCAAAGGGUAGGAAAAAUGGAUGUGUCAAUGCAAAACAUUAACAUCAGACUCACAAGUACCUACAUUUGAGCCACUUUUACAAGACCCUGGCCCAGAAUGCUCAUCCUCGACCACGGCUGAAAGGUAUGAAAGUAAAACAUAUAAGAAAAUAAAUGACACCCCUAACGUUAAUAGUUGAUGAUGGAGCUAUCAAGGAUGUGAAAUGUUUUUGCAGUGAAAAGAACACCAAAGUACUGUUUUACAAAUGACGUUGUCUGACAUCUUGGGAAAAAUCCUGGAGAUUACUAAUCAGUACUCAACUUUUAAAUUUGUCAUACACACAGGGAGCCUGUAUGUUCCCAAGGUGCAAUCAGAGGUACUAAAGCAAGAUUUUUUAAUUGUGAGGGUUUCAUGGGUGGACCUCUCCCACUUGUACAAUUUGGAGAUUGAACCAAGGGAAACAGUCAGUUAAAUGAGUGACUCAGAGAAGUGUGUACUGCACUAUCUGUGUUCCAUGAAAAUUUCAGGGUUUUUUUUUCUUUUUUGUGUUGAAAUAGACAAGGAAUUAAGUUAUUGGCUGCCAAUAUUUUUUUUACUGUGUACAUGAUUCAGUAGCCCGAAAAAACACUGGCCUUGUCGACAUGGCUGAAGGACAAAAGGAUGCAGUUGUUCCCAAAUAAUCGGAGGAACAAGAGAUGGAUUCAUCAACGUCAUCCAAACAAUCAGAGAAGCAAAUGACAAAUGACAUCUCUCACACCCUUCCCUGCCGCAUUGGAGCCAAGCCCAAAGUAAAACUUACUCUCUACAUGCCCAAAUGCCAUGUUAGGUCUGACAUACAAGGUGAAGACUGAAUAUUGGAGUCCACCCCACACCAUUGCCUGAAAUCCACUAAGAUGUAAAGAGCCCCUCGUGCAGCCAUAAAGAACCUGAUUAGAAGAAUCUAUUUCCAUUGUCUUUUCCAGAAUGUCAUAUUGAGGUCGGGCAUUUUUUUUAUUGUGUUGUUACAUGGGACAGAAACUUGGUCGAAGAAAUGGCAGGAAAAACAUAGAACUACAAACUUACUGAGGAUAAAAUGUAUAUCAAACCGUUGUUUACAGUUAGCUCUGCAAGACGAGCUCUUUUCAAAAUCACGUCACCAGGUAAGAUAUCAAUGUUGAUUUAAUGCCAUCAUUAAAACCUAUGAUCUGGGCUUUUUGUUACUAAAAUUUGUAGUAGAGGUACCACUGUAUUGUAUUUGUAAUUGUACUUAUUGUGGUUAACAAAGUAGCUGUAAUACUAUUUUAAACAAGGCAACACCAGCAAAUUUUAAUUCUAUGAACGUGUGAUGCGGGGUGGGGGCAGUGGUAUUGCUAUUUGUGUUAUUUCCGUGGAAAUGAAUUACCGUGACUGAUUGUAGCUCUUGAAUAUUUUUUUUAGUUAAAAGUGACAGGAAGGGUGUUUUUUUUUUUUCCAUAAUUUAUGAACCUGCCAAGAUACAAUAGAAAAUUUAUGCUGGAUUCUUUAGAACUGCUGUGAGUUAUUUAGACUGACUACAACCAUUUAUCAUAAAUGAGACUUUAACAUUCCUGUUGACAAUAACAUGGGGGGAAAAUGUACUAGACUUGUUUAACUUGUCAUAGUAAGAGUCCAACCCCCACUCAAGGUCACAUCUGAGACCAGGUCAUCGCUAAGGAUAUUGAAAUUCAAUAAAUUGGCAUUGAUGACAUUGA